Messenger RNA from Zea mays, 1320 nucleotides. Its product is annotated as gibberellin receptor GID1L2. The transcript has a single exon. Lineage: Eukaryota; Viridiplantae; Streptophyta; Magnoliopsida; Poales; Poaceae. Gene Ontology annotation, molecular function: hydrolase activity. The coding region runs from base 124 to 1119 and encodes 331 amino acids. The record is from RefSeq and is marked validated.
AACAGCGAGGACCUUGGAUUUCACCUCACUCUUCCUCUUCAGUUCAUCCACACAACCACCUAGAUCCAAAGCCAAUCGUGAGCUCGUGACGAUCACCACCAACCAACCAACCAACCAACCAACAUGUCCGGCGACACAGCGCCGCACGUCGUGGAGGACUUCUUCGGGGCCAUCCAGCUCCUUAGCGACGGCACCGUCGUCCGCGGCGACGAGGCGGCGCUGCUGCCGCCGAAGCCCUUCCCGGACGUCCCGGGGGUUCAGUGGAAGGACGCCGUGUACGACGCGGCGCGCGGCCUCAAGGUCCGCGUGUACAGGCCAACGGCGGACGCCGGGGACAGCAAGCUCCCGGUGCUGGUGCACUUCCACGGAGGCGGCUACUGCGUCGGCUCCUACGACGAGCUCGGCGGGGCCGACUACCUGCGCCGACGCCUCGCGGCCGACCUCCCCGCGCUCGUCCUCUCCGUGCAGUACCGGCUCGCCCCCGAGCACCGCCUCCCGGCGGCGAUCGAGGACGGCGCGACGUUCCUGGCCUGGCUGCGCGGGCAAGCGGCGCUCGCCGGCGCGGGCGGCGCCGGCGCCGGCGUCGAGCAGUGGCUCGCGGAGUCGGCCGACUUCGCGCGGACGUUCCUGUCGGGCGUCUCCGCCGGCGCCAACCUGGCCCACCACCUCGCGGUCCGGGCCGGCUCGGGGCAGGUCGACCUGGCGCCGGCGCGCCUCGCGGGGCUCGUCCUCCUGUCCCUGUUCCUCGGCGGCGUCGAGCGCACGGCGACCGAGUCGGCCCCGCCGGACGGCGUCUCGCUGACGGUCGCCAUGUCCGACCAGCUCUGGCGCAUGGCGCUCCCGGUCGGGGCGAGCAUGGACCACCCGCUGGCCAACCCGUUCGGCCCCGGCAGCCCCGGCCUGGAGCCCGUGGCGCUGCCGCCCGUGCUCGUCGAGGCGCCCGGGGUCGACGUGCUCCGCGACCGCGUCCUGCUCUACGCGGCGAGGCUCAGGGAGAUGGGCAAGGACGUGGAGCUCGCCGAGUUCCCGGGGGAGCAGCACGGCUUCUCGGUCCUUAGGUGGGGCCAGGCGAACGAGGAGCUGAUGCAGAUCUUGAAGCGGUUUCUACACCGGAAGUGAGAAGUGACCGGUGCUGCGGCCUGACCUUAUGGUAGAGGAGUCGUCCUCGUCGAGUUUGGCGUCUGGUCGCCUUUUCGUUUGUGUUUUUCAUUCAUCAAGCCGCUGUCGUUGUUUACCCUAAGUUCCCGGUUGGUGGUCUGGUUGUUGGAAAAAAAAAUUAUUUGCAUCCGGAUGCAAAGAAACACUUUUGCAGGCUCUCAC